This is a messenger RNA of Siniperca chuatsi (mandarin fish), 4813 nucleotides long. RefSeq names its product AFG3-like AAA ATPase 1 (gene afg3l1). The record is from RefSeq and is a predicted model, not a curated record. Gene Ontology annotation, biological process: mitochondrial protein processing; protein-containing complex assembly. Lineage: Eukaryota; Metazoa; Chordata; Actinopteri; Centrarchiformes; Sinipercidae. The coding region runs from base 153 to 2477 and encodes 774 amino acids. Gene Ontology annotation, molecular function: ATP-dependent peptidase activity; ATP binding; metalloendopeptidase activity. Gene Ontology annotation, cellular component: m-AAA complex; membrane. The transcript has 16 exons.
CUUUCGGGCCUUUACAUCAUCCUCCCGUUGACAUUUCACGCCGUUGCUCUUACUCAAUAACACUUGUAAGGGCUACACGAUGAAGUUCAGGGGAGGAAAUUAAACAAAAAGCGUUGUGUUUUGGACUGAAAGACCAACGCGGCACGAGUAGGAUGUCUCAGGUGCUGAGGCUUCUCUCGGCGGCCGCCCUGCCUCUCUACCGGGCUGCUGGAGCCCGAGCUCGGCUCUCCGCUGGGACGGUAGGACGGCUUUUCACUGCCGGAUACCGGAGCGCCGCUGCCCCGAACGUCUGUCGGACUCGAGCUGACUUCCUGUCCUGUCGCAGGUUCCAGUCAGCUCAGCGACGACUGUACUCCACUGAACCCAAAGUUUCAGAUGGAAAAGAAGGAGGAGGAGCAGCAGGAGGAGGAGGAGGAAGAUCAGGCGGAGGGAAGAGAGGAGGAGGUGGAGGAGGAAAAGACUGGUGGAGCCGAAUGCAAAAGGGUGACUUCCCCUGGGAUGAGAAGGAUUUCCGUUACUUGGCGGUCACUGUGGCCGGAUUCAGUUCAGCUCUGCUCUACUUCUACUUCAGAGACAACGGCAGAGAGAUCACCUGGAAGGACUUCAUCCACCGCUACGUGGGCAGAGGAAUGGUGGAUCGGUUAGAGGUCGUCAACAAACAGUACGUCAGAGUCAUCCUGGUGCCGGGAGCCGACGCUGAUGCGAGCUACGUUUGGUUCAACAUCGGCAGCGUCGACACGUUUGAGAGGAACCUGGAGGCGGCGCACAUGGAGCUCGGCCUGGAGCCGUCGCACCGACCCGCCGUCGUCUACAGCACCGAGAGCGACGGCUCCUUUCUGAUCAGCAUGGUACCGACACUGCUGCUCAUCGGCUUCCUGCUCUUCACCCUGCGGCGAGGACCAAUGGGAGGAGGCCCUGGUGGCGGGAGGGGCGGGCCCUUCAGCAUGAGUGAGUCGACGGCGAAGAUGAUGACGGACAACAUUGAAGUAAAGUUCAAGGACGUGGCCGGCUGUGAGGAGGCCAAGCUGGAGAUCCUGGAGUUCGUCAACUUCCUGAAGAACCCACAACAGUACCUGGACCUCGGAGCCAAGAUCCCCAAGGGUGCUGUGCUGUCCGGACCUCCGGGGACGGGGAAGACUCUGCUGGCUAAAGCCACAGCCGGAGAGGCCAACGUCCCCUUCAUCACUGUUAAUGGCUCAGAGUUCCUGGAGAUGUUUGUGGGCGUCGGUCCUGCCAGGGUGAGGGACAUGUUCUCCAUGGCGAGGAAGAACGCCCCCUGCAUCCUCUUCAUCGAUGAGAUCGACGCUGUGGGGAGGAAGAGGGGAGGAGGGAACUUUGGAGGUCAGAGUGAACAGGAGAACACCCUGAACCAGCUGCUGGUGGAGAUGGACGGUUUUAACACCGUUACUAACGUGGUGGUCCUAGCUGGAACCAACAGACCUGACAUCCUGGACCCUGCACUGAUGAGACCGGGUCGCUUCGACAGACAGAUCUACAUAGGUCCUCCAGACAUCAAGGGCAGGGCGUCCAUCUUUAAAGUCCACCUGCGACCGAUCAAAGUGGACCCCAACAUGGACAAAGAUGUUCUGGCCAGGAAGAUGGCCGCCGCCACACCGGGAUUCACUGGAGCUGACAUCGCUAACGUCUGCAACGAGGCCGCGCUGAUCGCCGCCAGACACCUGAACCCGUCCGUCAACGGCAAACACUUCGAACAGGCCAUCGACCGGGUGAUCGGAGGUCUGGAGAAGAAGACUCAGGUCCUGCAGCCCACAGAGAAGAAGACUGUAGCGUAUCACGAGGCCGGUCACGCCAUCGUGGGCUGGUUCCUGCAGCACGCCGACCCACUGCUGAAGGUGUCAAUCAUCCCGCGGGGGAAGGGUCUGGGUUACGCCCAGUACCUGCCCAGAGAGCAGUACCUGUACAGCAGAGAGCAGCUGUUCGACAGGAUGUGCAUGAUGCUGGGAGGCCGCGUGGCCGAGCAGGUCUUCUUCGGCAAGAUCACCACCGGAGCUCAGGACGACCUGAAGAAGGUCACGCAGUCCGCCUACGCUCAGGUGGUGCAGUUUGGGAUGAGCGACAAGGUGGGGCAGGUGUCGUUCGACCUGCCCCGGCAGGGCGAGAUGGUCAUGGAGAAGCCGUACAGCGAGGCCACGGCCGAGCUGAUCGACGAGGAGGUCCGAGAGCUGGUGGAGCGAGCGUACCAGAGAACCAUGCAGCUCAUCGAGGACAAGAAGGAGCUGGUGGAGAUGGUGGGGAAGCGUCUCCUGGAGAAGGAGGUCCUGGACAAGGCAGACAUGUUGGAGCUGCUGGGCCCGCGGCCGUUUGAGGAGAAGUCGACGUACGAGGAGUUUGUGGAGGGGACGGGGAGCUUCGAGGAGGACACGAGUCUGCCGGAGGGCCUCCGAGACUGGAACCAGGAGCGAGGAGGGGAGGCCGAGGAGACGAGCUCCACUCGGGACAAACAGCAGGCCAUGUAGAGCCCGAAAACUCAGAUAUGAAAAACAAACGCUUCACAUCCCAGCUGCAAAAAACCAACUCAACGCUGACUCAGUUUCACAGAGCCUGGGAGGGGUGAGGGGGGAUUUUUAUUAAUAAUUUCCACUAAUUAUAGUGAUUCAAGUCCUCAAUUUACUUUGAAUUAUUAACCUGAGGGAACCAAACGCUCGAGGAUUUGAUUUCUAAUUUUGGACCGAGACGUGUGGAGACAUUUCAGGUUUUUUUGUUACGAAAACUCUUCUUUUUCAGAUGGAUGUAGAAAAGAGAAGGAAGGGGGCCAAUGAAUGAAUUAUUCCUGCUCUUAGUAAUUAAAGUUUAUUAAUGACUAAUUUGAGAGAAUGUUUGGUCAGAAAUGUUCCUCCUGAGAACCACCAGGCUCUGUUCGAUCUCCGGUUCAAUGUAGAAUUUACUUUGAUUUCACGGAGGCUGCGAUCAGUUUGUUUUUUCACUGUUCGGACAGGAAGACGCUCCGUGGCCUUAAACAGGAGACCAACACACAACAGGCUGUUUGUUUUUAAUAUUCCUGAACUUUUUUUUAAUUUAUUAUAUAAAAAGGGAGUUUUGCUCCCUGACUGACGUCGGCCUUCCUGAUAACGAGGAGGGGAAAAAGUUGAACACAGUCUGAAAAACUUUUCUGCAGCUAAAAUUUAAAACACUUCUACAGGUUUAAAUAUUUUGAGAAUUGAUGUGGAGUUAUUUUCCUGUAGUUGUUUUUACAACAUUUCAAGGUAACUUUUCUUGCAGUAACUGGUAACUCUGACAUGUUUCACUCGCUUCAGUGUUCAUGUCAGUCUACCACACCACAGCGGCCGUCAGUUUGGAUUUCUUUUAUACAAACACCUUGAUGCUGUAAAAAGAUGUGUAGGUGAUUAUAUACAUUUUGUGUGAUAAUGACUAAACAGGAAGCUGCUACAUCAGCCCACUGACUGAUGGGAAACAUUUAAUAUUUCAGUUUCUCUGAAGGAUUUCUGCUGAUUUUAAAGGAGAAAUCCCCCGUCGACACUGAAACAAAACAGUCGUGACUUCAGCCUCACAGCUUUCUGAUCCGUCUCCGCAGCAGCGUGAAAGGCUUGUCUUUAGUUAUCAGCUCCCCUGAAGGUAGUAAAACCAACUAAACUUAUCUUACUAACAAGUACUAUCUUUAUCGUCCAAAAACCAUUACAAACACGAGGCGAACUGUUGCAUUUGGUGACAAAUUCCCUUUAUUACAGUGGAGUUUCUCUCCGCAAAGUCUCCUAAAAUAAGAGAUAAAAUACAAUAACUGAAUUCCACACAUCAGGACAGGUUGGCAUGUUGUCUCUACUCCCUGAAAACACCGUCUUCUUCUUCUGGGUUAAAAUGCAGAUUGCAAACCACCACCUAUGUAGCAGAAUGUAGGUUAUUCAAAGUUCAUUUAAAACAGUGAAAAUUAGUCAAAUACAAGGUUAAAAGUAGUAUUCGCUCAUUUGACUGGUUCCAGACCAAACCGAAGCAUUUAAAGACACCAUUAACACCUUAAAUUCAUACAGGCGAGUGUGUAGGAUGCAGCCGCACAGCGAACUAUGAUUGCAGUCGACUGCAUAAACGGUCAGCCAGAAAUCAGUGGAUGAAAAUAAAAAGUACAAACGUAUAUUUAAGUUUCUUUUUUAAAGACAUUUAGAAUUGAACUCUUUUGUCACAAGAGGAAAAAUACAUUUCUCUCCAGUUUAACACCAAGAAAACAUUUUCAUGACAUCCAGACCUUAAAUUUAAGAACUUGCAGAAACGUUAAUAAUAAAAUCACACAUGCCAACGUUUGCAUAGUAUUAAUAAUUCAGACUCUGCUUCCAUCUGAAGCUUUCUGUAGCAGGCUGCUGGAAGUCACUGAGCUAUCAAUAACAGUAUCUGUAGGGGGAUUUGUUCUUUUUAAUAUCACUUCAGUGUCAUUGUUGCAGUUGUCCAGCAGGUGGCGACGUCACUGACUGUAGACAGGAUGUGAAAGUGCAGCUGCUGCGAGUCUGUGUACCUGCAGGAGGGUUCGACUAAUGAAGAUGCUCGAUGUUAAACAGCUGCUAAAUCUGACUGAACUUCUGUCUUCAGUGUCACGUGAGUCUUUGAACGCUGCUUCAGAGAUUUAUUAAAUUUAAUUAGAAGAAGAAAUUGAUAAUAUUGGCUUCAAACACAUGUAUCAGUUGAACCCUCCUGUACAUGAACUGUGUAUUUAAAGUGUAUUUCCUGCUGAAGCCCCGCCCUCCUGUGACCUCACAUGCUAUGACAGAAACAUGGACGUUAUAUGAAUGUGUUUGCCAGCUGUCAGUCAUGUGCUGAACAAUAAAUAUUCUUUAUAUCAAAAUCACAA